UGCUAAUUCGGUUAUGCUUCUUAAGUUGUGGCAAGUUUAUUUAGUUUUGAAAUGAAAGGAAUUACGUAUUCUAUUAUGUCUGGCCUUUUAGCUGCAACAGCUUCGUUGUGUGGGAAGUUGUCAAUGGCAGUGGAUGAAACAAAAUACUUGUGUGAGGUGCUAGUUCAGUUUUAUUUAGAAAAAUCUAAUUUCUUCGUGUUAGACUUGGAACGAGAUUUAAAGUCCUUACCAACUUCAGGCUAUUUUCCAAUUUGUCCGAAUUUUCUGAUUGCAGUUCGAUUUGGAUUUUUCCUUCUUAUGGUUCUGUCGAACGCUGUGAUGUGGAUACUCUUUACUAAGGCCUUAUGUUCGUCUUCAACGACAAUUGAAGCAACUUUAACGAACACGGCAGCAAAUUUCUUGUUCACCGCCGUCUUUGGACAAGUGUUUUUUGGGGAAACCCUCACUUUCCUGUGGUGGACUGGCAUUAUGAUGAUCGUGAUAGGACUGAUGGUGAUACAUCGAGCCAACCAGCUAAAUACGGCCGUCAGCAGAGCUAGUGCCAAAAAACUUAAAUAAGUCUGAACAACGAACUUUGACUUUGUAAAGUAGUGACGAGUGAUUGUUCACAGAAGAGCAGUUUAGUAAGAUGUUUUGAAUUAUAACUGACAUUUCUCUAGUUGAUUUGAUGUCAAUCUCGGUUGAGCUGUGAUAAUAAAUGUUUAGCACAAUAGGUGUACUCAUUCCAUACUGUAAGUAUUUUACUUUUGCUACUGAUUGUACACUUUGAGUGAGUUGGUGUAGUUUCAUAACUAUCAACCUGUAAAUAAUCUGUUUUAGCCAGUUUACCCCUGUACGUAUUUCUAAUAGUGUGUGUUUCAAGCUAGUUGAAAACUUUUAUUGUUAAAGCUUUGAUGUGUAGUUUAUUGUUAUAAGGUAUACCCUUUUACGGUUAUUAUGUUCACGUUAUUUCCUCCUUCAGAUAAAUAAGUGUGGUUUAAUAAUUGGAAAAUUUCUCUGAACACUGAGUGAUGUUUAAAAAUAAUUUAUUUUUCACAGAUUUACACACUGUUUUAAGAGUUUCAAUAACUAUCCUGCUCUCCAUAAAACCUAAAGUAUCUAGUUGUGUUUGUGGCUUCUCAAGAAACACGAGUAUAUUGUACCUUUGUUUUUCUCCAGUUUUUGGAUAUUUUGAUUAUAAUUUUGUGAGGUUAAUUCGCAGUUGUUUCUUGAUGACACAUUCUGUUUCAUAUAAUUUCAUUGAUCGUUACUUUUCAUACAAAAUAAUGAUAUAAAGUAAUCUUUGUAAAGAUGGUCUUGUUUUAUUUGAUGAUUCUUAGCGUUUCUAGAAAAAUGGUAAAUUUAGUUAUGUUUUAGAAAGUGAGCAUACAGAGGUAAUAUCAUACUUCGGUAUUGGUGAUAUCAUACUUCAAUAUUGGUAAUAUCUUACUUCAGUAUUGGUA
Limulus polyphemus (Atlantic horseshoe crab) is the source of this 1442-nucleotide messenger RNA. RefSeq lists its product as uncharacterized. Gene Ontology annotation, cellular component: membrane. The coding region runs from base 52 to 558 and encodes 168 amino acids. The record is from RefSeq and is a predicted model, not a curated record. The transcript has 3 exons. NCBI's taxonomy places the organism in Eukaryota, Metazoa, Arthropoda, Merostomata, Xiphosura, Limulidae.